This is a messenger RNA of Hylaeus anthracinus, 3801 nucleotides long. Its product is annotated as hyaluronidase-like. The transcript is spliced from 5 exons. Lineage: Eukaryota; Metazoa; Arthropoda; Insecta; Hymenoptera; Colletidae. Gene Ontology annotation, biological process: carbohydrate metabolic process; defense response; hyaluronan catabolic process. Bases 2423 to 3568 code for a protein of 381 amino acids. Gene Ontology annotation, molecular function: hyalurononglucosaminidase activity. The record is from RefSeq and is a predicted model, not a curated record.
GAUUAUCGUAGCUAGGUUUUGCAUCGAACGAAGACAUCGCUUCCGCCGUAGGAACCGUAGCUCUAAGUCGCGUCGGUAGAAUAUAAAUUAAACUAGCUUAAACUAAGUUAAGUUAGUUCUAAGGCCCGCGUAUACAAUUGUCAGUCCUCUACCAAAUAAUUAUUAAUCAAGUUCGUUUGGUGGUUCAUAGGUCCAUAUUGGAAUCGUAAUUUCGAUAAAAAUUAAUUCUGCGCAGCCGUCAAUCGGUUUGGCGCGUGUGACCAAGCGCGUGCCGUAAAGGUGGAGAGGUAACGGGACCUAAUGACUUUCCCCUUAAACCGCACGAAUUCGUGUAUCCAGGUAUACCUUUUCUGCAUGUUGUAUGAUAUAAAUUUAUUUAUUGCACUUUACAGGCGUAUAGCUCUCAUAGAAGAGAUUUGACAUCGUUCGCUUUAGCGCCGCUUUCUUUAUUGGUACCUUCGGACAACGUCAUUGCGUAACAAGGGACCUGCUUCCGGCGACGAUUAGAUAGCGGCGAGACCAAAAAGACACGGAAAGAAACCAGUUUUUAAGGAGUGUCAUUAAGGGAAACACCGCUGUUUCGACCUCAGUGUCAAGAGUAAUUUACGGUUAUUCGAAUGGUGACAUCGUUACGUUGACGUCGAAUCCUGAGUCGUAUAUUUUCGGAAGACGACACCUGUGAUUUUGUUCGACGAGUACCUCGAGUAGCAUCUGUUUCUUCAUUACGCCAGUGUAUGCCCUUAAUGGGAGUCAAGGUCUUUGUACAGCCGCUGCAGAUCAAUAUGUAAUACACAAUGUACGCACGAGCGUCAUGCAAGGUCUCUUCAAGAUAAAAGACGCGAAACGAUGGCCCUGUAGCGAUUAAAGCAGUUGACGUUUGCAGGCUCGUUUAGAGGCCAAAUCUCGAGCAUUCGUGUACGACAGAUGUUCCAAAUUAUUAAGCAUUGAUUCAGUUUUCACUAGGCCCAACCCUAACCGUUGGAAUCGUUCUCUUAAAAACCUUCGACAUCGAUUACAUAUCCGUGAACGAGUACGCGAAGGACUAAAUUGUUAUAAUCUUCUAUUUAUACGCGACAUCGACCAUGGAGUUCUGUCAAAGGUGACGGAAAGCCCCUGAAAAUUUAUCUAUAUCCAUCGUUAACAGCGUAGAAGGACGUUUAUUGUUACCUUGGUCGUUAUCGCCCUGUUAUCGUGGCGCAUAACAAAGAAACUCACGAAAGACAAUUUUAACACCCUUGUAAAAGCGUUUCGUCUAAUCAAUUCGGUCGUUAAGAUUAAAAGGGUACAUUCAUUACCUCCGGGCUCGAUAAAUUGCCGCGCCGUUUCGCGGGAAACAUUAAUCAUCCUCAGAACACUUAGCCACCGAACAAUUACAAAUGAAAUUACCGAUCGACUGUAAAUGUAACCUUUCAAGGAAUUCACGAACGAUCUUACCUCGCGAAAUAGGAACACGACCUUCGUGAAAAUACGUUCGUUUUCCUUAUUUUUUCCUACGUAAAACUGUAUUGCAAAACACGUCGCAAAUUUCCUGUAAAAAGAUAAUCGAGAAUAAGCUUGAGCUACCCGCAUACGCGCACGAUAAUAACCUUAUCCGUUACGUACCAUAUCAAUUAGCAAAAUGUGUUGCUCGCUAUGAUUUAUAACCACUGCACAGUUUUAAAAUGUAUCAACCUAUCGUACCAAGACUGUUGGAAUGCGAUACGAAUAUCUAUCGCGUCUCGUGAAAACUACACGAAGGGUUCUAGGUGUUCGGGAUACAUGGAGCGACCAUCAAAAAACCGACGGUGCUAAACAGAGCGUCCAACCAAUCGGAAACACCACGUUCCAUCCAUGCGAAGAAAUCUCGUCAACUCUGAAAAGGUGAUCGCGACUCCAUUGUCGGCCGACGUCCCGAUCCAGAUGCAACGUUAUCGCUCAUCCUCGACGAGGGUCUUCGACGCACGUUCGUUGGGCCGAUUUCAUUGAUCGUGCGGUGCGUUCCCAUCGGGAGGCCCCGGUGCACAUUUAUUGUCAUCGGGAUCGCUAACGCGCGAUGCCCUUUUACGCGAAGCGCAGGGAAAAAAAGAAUAAAGGAAUAGAAAAAACGGAAACGAGAAAUCACCGAACAAUACCCGGAGCCAGAUAACAGCACCAAGCGCUGACGAGCACGUAGGUGGGGAACACGAGACACACGAUGUGGAAUAAAUAGUGGCCUGAAAUCGAGCGGAAUUCAGUCGCACCGCUGUUGUACUAUCGUCGUUGGCGUUCAUUCACGAGGAACUCGUCAGAGGUCAUCGUGAAAUCGGUCGAUCCCACGCACCGUCAGGAGUAGAACGAUAAGUACCAGCAAGCGACCUGUUCACGUUACAUCGUCGAAAGACUACCACGAGAGUUACCAGUGCCGACUGCCUUCGAUUCAUGGUCCUGACAGCCCAGUCUGAGAAUGAUACCGUUUCUGUUGCCCCUGCUGCUGGCCCCUGUACUCCUGGCCGACGGAUUCUUUUUCGGCUUCAGACCGGUCACCCCCAAAGAUGAGGACAGAAGGGGGUUCGACGUUUAUUGGAACGUGCCCACCUUCAUGUGCCACAAAUAUGGGAUGCGCUUCGAGGAGGUGUCCCAGAAGUAUGGGAUCCUCCAGAACGCGAUGGACGAGUUCCGAGGGGGACGGAUAGCGAUCCUCUACGAUCCUGGGAUGUUCCCAGCGUUGCUGAAGGACUCGAACGGAGCAGUUGUGGCAAGGAAUGGCGGCGUUCCACAAGAAGGCAACCUCACCAAGCAUCUGGAAGUAUUUCGCGAGCACUUGAUCAAUCAAAUACCCGACCAAUCGUUUCGUGGUAUCGGGGUGAUCGACUUCGAGAGCUGGAGGCCAAUAUUCCGGCAAAAUUGGGCUUCCCUCCAACCGUACAAGGAUUUCUCCAUGGAGAUAGUUCGCAGGGAGCAUCCAUUCUGGGACAGUAGGAGCGUCGAGCAGGAAGCAAAGCGGAGCUUUGAGAAGUACGGAAAACUUUUCAUGGAGGAAACAUUGAAAGUUGCCAAGGAGACCAGGCCGGCUGCCAGUUGGGGCUACUACGCCUAUCCCUAUUGCUACAAUCUGACACCGAACCAACCCAGUGCGCAGUGCGAUAAAACGACAGUGCUGGAGAAUGAUAAGAUGUCAUGGUUGUUCGGGCUCGAGGAUGUUCUCUUGCCUUCGGUGUACUUGAGGUGGAGCCUGACCAGCAGCCAACGAGUGGGCCUCGUCAGCGGUAGGGUGAAGGAGGCCCUGAGGAUAGCGCAGCAAACGACACCCAGGAAAAAGGUUCUUCCCUAUUACUGGUACAAGUACCAGGAUCAGAGGGACGCGUAUUUGAAUAAGGCUGAUCUCGAGGCCACUCUUCGGAAGAUCUCGGAUCUCGGUGCCGACGGUCUCAUCAUUUGGGGAAGCUCUAACGAUAUCAACACCAAGGAGAAGUGCCAGCGGUUCAGCGAGUACCUGAACAACGAUCUGGGCCCCGUCGUCGAUCGCGUCAGGCAAACUGCUCUGAGCUUGACCCGAUACGACGGCCAUGCUGCGGACAAUCGAGUGGCCGUCGUCGUCGAUCAAGUUUGACAGAACGCGGAGAUUAGGAUCUUGUUAGAGAAAUGCGACGGGGGUCUUUAGUUUCUAAUUCUUACGUGUACGAUUAUCAUACAUGACGCGCGUGGAACAGUUCGACCUUCGAUGGAGAAAGACGCUGGACGCGAGGUGUAUCGCUGAAACCAAAGACGACUAGACGAGACGUUGCUUUGCAGGGUCACACGACGCGGUGUUGAGCAACGAUCGAAAUAAAUUUCCUACGAAAU